Messenger RNA from Lolium rigidum, 846 nucleotides. RefSeq lists its product as uncharacterized. The record is from RefSeq and is a predicted model, not a curated record. Lineage: Eukaryota; Viridiplantae; Streptophyta; Magnoliopsida; Poales; Poaceae. Bases 126 to 569 code for a protein of 147 amino acids. The transcript has 5 exons.
CGCGGAAGACGCUGCCGGUUCUCCACGUCUCGCCUCCUCCUCCUCCUCCUCCGCCGCCUCGCUCGCGCUCCCGUCUUCGUGGCCUAGGCCUUGUUAAGUGAAAUAUUUUCGUUCCUUUUAGCGACAUGGGUAUGGAGCAUUUGAUGAGUGUGGUGAAUCCUUCAUCAGGUUAUGCCUUACAAAGAGGUCCCGACCGUCAUGAUGAUGGACCAAUGGAGGAAAUGAAAGAGCUACAAAGGCAGAGAAGAGAAACAAAGAUGGAAACGUGCCAAAGUACAGAAAGCAGGAGUGGAGCGAUCAGAUGUCCAAUACCAUGCAAAAGCAGCAGGCCGUACAGGGAGUGUGAUUUCAAAACUUCGCAAGAUCUCUCUGAUUUCAUUGUGGGCAAGGCUUCUCCUCCAUACUUUAUGGGAUCUCCGCCAGUUCGUGCAAGCAAUCCCCUUGUCCAUGAUACACACUUCUGUUCUUGGAAAGUACAAAAUGUCGAUCAAUCACCUGGCAUUCCUAUACCAACCAAGAGUUGCAGUGUUGACUAUUGGGCGAGAGGAGGAUCUGUUACAAAGUCUUGAAGCUACAUUUAAUCAGUUUCAUGACUGCUCAUAGACCCGCUGUGGAGUUGUAGUUGUAAUUCUGGUUCUUCCUACAAGUACAGCUGUACAUAUGAGUUGCCAACCUCUGGAAGCUAUCGUUUUCAAGGUUCCUUUUUUGUGUGUCAUCUCAUCAGAAGUCCUGUAUAUAUCUUUUUGUUGAAUUUAUGGGCAGCUAGGCUAGUUUCUACAUGUAAAAUUGUUGAACUCUGUUGUAGAGAAAUGAGGUAUCCUGAAUGAAAAUUACUGCAUUUCUGUA